Vitis riparia (riverbank grape) is the source of this 1995-nucleotide messenger RNA. RefSeq names its product U-box domain-containing protein 9. Gene Ontology annotation, molecular function: protein binding; ubiquitin-protein transferase activity. Bases 255 to 1604 code for a protein of 449 amino acids. Gene Ontology annotation, cellular component: cytoplasm; nucleus. The transcript is spliced from 2 exons. NCBI's taxonomy places the organism in Eukaryota, Viridiplantae, Streptophyta, Magnoliopsida, Vitales, Vitaceae. The record is from RefSeq and is a predicted model, not a curated record. Gene Ontology annotation, biological process: protein ubiquitination.
CUGUGAGGCCAGGAUCCCAUGACCCCACGCGGGCGGGCCCUCUGUUUUUUCUCGGCCAUCUGCACAAUUCUCUCACAUUUCCACUCCAGCAACAUAAAUCAAAUAUUGUAAGAGAUUUUGCAGUCCAGUGGGUGAAGGAUAAAGGCAAUAAUGCGAGAAAUUUUGCCAUCAAUGCCACGGUGAGGAAAUGAUGAGCCAUAGAACUCCAGGAAAACGAUAUCAUAGCAGAGAUUUCGCAAUCUAGGCAUUUUAUUAUGGCGAAAACGGAGGUGUUGGAGACGGAUCCGAGAGUGGCGGAGUUGAAGAAGGAGCUGCAGAGGCUGGUGAAGUCUAUUGUGGAAGACGAUGAUUACAGCGUCGAGGUGAUGGAUCGAGCCAGAGAGGCGUUGUGUUCUAUUAAGGAUUUGAAGGUGAAGCGAUCCAUGUCGUUGAAGCUCCACGGCCCUCACUCGUUCCCCGAGGAGUUUCGCUGCCCUCUUUCUCGGGAAAUGAUGAGAGAUCCUGUGAUUUUGGCUACGGGGCAGACUUACGACAGACCCUUCAUUCAGAAAUGGCUGAAAGCAGGGAACCGGACAUGCCCUCUAACCCAACAGGUCCUCUCUCACACUAUGCUUACUCCCAAUCACUUGAUCCGGGAAAUGAUAUCACAAUGGUGCCAGAGUCAUGGGAUUGAAUUGACAGACCCGGAUCAGUACAGCAAUGAGGACCCGAUAAUGGAUGCAGAUCGAAGCCGUUUCAUUGAUUUGCUUGAGAAGAUGUCUUCCUCGGCUCUUGAGCAGAAAGAAGCUGCAAAGGAGCUUCGAUUGUUGACAAAGAGAAUGCCAUCAUUCAGGGCACUUUUUGGCGAGUCUCUUGAUGCCAUCCCUCAAUUGCUUAAUCCAUUCUCACAAAACAAGGGUGGAAUUCAUCCUGACCUCCAAGAGGACUUGAUCACGACGCUCUUGAAUCUAUCAAUCCAUGACAACAACAAAAAGCUUGUGGCUGAAACCCCAAUGGUAAUUCCUCUUCUUAUGGAUGCAUUGAAAUCUGGAACCAUUGAAACUAGGAGCAAUGCAGCUGCCACUAUCUUCACAUUGUCAGCUGUGGACUCCAACAAGGCACUCAUUGGGCAAUCUGGUGUUUUGAAACCCCUAAUCGACCUUCUAGAAGAGGGGCACCCGUCAGUUAUGAAAGAUGUUGCUUCGGCAAUUUUCAAUCUGUGCAUCAUCCAUGAGAACAAGUCGAGAGCUGUUCACGAGGGUGCAGUCAAGGUGCUUAUGAAGAAGAUCAUGAACCAAACUCAUGUUGAUGAGCUUCUGGCCAUCCUGGCAAUGCUGUCCACCCAUCAGAAGGCGAUCGAGGAAAUGGGCAAUCUUGGAGCUGUGUCUUGCUUGCUGACCAUCAUCAGGGAGAGCAGCUGCGACCGCAACAAGGAGAACUGCAUUGCCAUCCUCCACAGUGUCUGCUUGAACGAUCGAACCAAGUUGAGGGAGCUCAGGGAAGAGGAAAACACCUACAGAACAAUCUCGAAACUGUCCCAGACCGGGACUGCAAGAGCCAAGAGGAAGGCGAAUGGCAUUCUGGAGAGACUGAGGAGAGCUCUUAAUAUUACACAUACUGCAUGAAGAAAACCACACUGCAUUCUCAACAAGUUACUCAAGAAAAUCUGUAAAUUCUCUGCGAGCUUCCAGCACACUGGGGAUUAGGGCAUCAUCCGGUGGCUGGUUCCACACCUUCUUUCCACAUAUCGGUGACUAGGGCAUUGUCCAGUAGCUGGUUUUACACCUUCUUCCAGCAUACUGGCCACUAAGGCAUUGCCCCGUGGCCGGUUCUUCCAGCACACCGGGCACUGUGGCAGCUUGUCCGGUGGCAGUUGUCAACCGCCAUUUUGUAAAUUCUAGGGUUUGAAUCCGGAGGUUGAUGAGUCUCACUGUGAAUAAAUUGUAUGGGAGCUUUGUUUAUGAAAUACUCUCAUGUUUUUGUCCAAUAAUUACUGCAUAUUUCUCCAUUGCUUGA